AUGCUCUUAUGGGAUGAUAUUAUUACAGAGACUCGCCAACAAUACUUCUUCUUUAUCAUUUUGAGGGAAUUCACUGAGCCAGUUGGUGAACAUGAUGAUAGUAACUCUCCGAUGAAAUCAAACAGCGAAUUUGUGGAGAAGAAUGCUGAAAAGACAAGCGGGCAUCAGGUCCUGUUGAUUGCUGCAGCUGACAAUUCAGAGGGUCUACCUUCAACCAUCGGACGCAGCUUUAGCCAUGAAACGAAAAUCGGGCCUUUGACAGAAGAGCAAAGGGCUGAAAUGCUAUUGCAUUCACUGCAAAAUAUUUAUGGACUCCAUUCUAAUACUGAUUUAGAGGGUAUUGUAAAAGAAAUAGUUGGACAGACAUCUGGUUUCAUGCCCAGGGAUAUGUGUGCUUUAAUUGCAGAUGCUGGUGCCAACUUAUUUCCCAGCAGCAAUGCUGAAGUAGACAAAGUUGAACCAGAAGUUGCAGAUAGUUCUCUUAGUUCAAAGGUGACGGAGGACAACGAGUCCGAAGUUUCAGCUAGAAAGCCUGAGAAAGAAGACUUGGUGAAUGCUUUGGAACGAUCAAAGAAAAGAAAUGCGUCAGCAUUGGGUACUCCAAAGGUUCCGAAGGUAAAAUGGGACGAUGUUGGUGGGCUUGAAGAUGUCAAAAAAUCAAUCCUGGAUACUGUUCAGUUGCCUCUCUUGCAUAAAGAUCUAUUUGCAUCUGGGUUACGCAAGCGGUCUGGUGUUCUUUUGUAUGGUCCUCCUGGAACUGGCAAAACAUUAUUAGCAAAAGCUGUUGCUACAGAGUGUUCCUUAAAUUUUCUUAGUGUGAAGGGUCCUGAACUGAUCACCAUGUACAUAGGCGAGUCUGAGAAGAAUGUCCGAGACAUUUUUCAGAAGGCCAGAUCAGCCCGUCCAUGUGUCAUCUUCUUUGAUGAGCUUGACUCUCUUGCACCAGCUCGGGGAGCUUCCGGAGAUUCUGGGGGUGUUAUGGAUAGAGUGGUUUCGCAGAUGCUUGCAGAAAUUGACGGCUUAAGUGAUUCAACACAGGAUCUAUUUAUUAUUGGUGCAAGUAAUAGACCAGAUUUGGUAGACCCGGCAUUUCUUCGCCCUGGUCGUUUUGAUAAAUUGCUAUAUGUUGGCGUUAACUCUGAUGCAUCUUACAGAGAGCGGGUACUGAAAGCUCUUACGAGAAAAUUCAAACUGCAUGAAGAUGUUUCACUUUAUUCCAUUGCAAAAAAAUGUCCACCAAACUUCACCGGUGCAGACAUGUAUGCCUUGUGUGCAGAUGCUUGGUUCCGUGCUGCAAAACGCAGGGUUUUGAAUGCAGAUCCAGAGUCCUCCAACCCAGAUAAUGAAGCAAAUUCUAUUGUUGUUGAAUACGAUGAUUUUGUCCAGGUCUUAGAAGAGCUUCAGCCUUCCCUCUCAACGGCCGAGCUUAAGAAUGAAAAAAUGGUAAAUGAAUUAUGGAGAAGCAUAUCUAUGUUUACUUAUGAGAACUGUUUCCACCUCAACAACCACUCGAGUGUAUGA
Molecule: messenger RNA, 1521 nt
Organism: Vicia faba (fava bean)
Lineage: Eukaryota; Viridiplantae; Streptophyta; Magnoliopsida; Fabales; Fabaceae
Source: the annotation of a GenBank genome assembly